This is a messenger RNA of Kogia breviceps (pygmy sperm whale), 2190 nucleotides long. It is a transcript of the gene ALKBH1, whose product is annotated as alkB homolog 1, histone H2A dioxygenase. Gene Ontology annotation, biological process: oxidative RNA demethylation. Gene Ontology annotation, molecular function: oxidative RNA demethylase activity; broad specificity oxidative DNA demethylase activity; ferrous iron binding. Lineage: Eukaryota; Metazoa; Chordata; Mammalia; Artiodactyla; Physeteridae. Gene Ontology annotation, cellular component: cytoplasm; nucleus. The record is from RefSeq and is a predicted model, not a curated record.
CCGGGCAGCGAGAUGGGGGAGAUGGGGAAGAUGGCGGCGGCCGUUGGGUCUAUGGCAACGCUGGCGGCGGAGCCUGGGGAGGACGCCUUUCGGAAGCUUUUCCGCUUCUACCGGCAGAGCCGCCCCGGGACCAUAGACUUGGGAGGGGUCAUCGACUUCUCGGUAGCCCACGCAGCCCGCGGCACGGGACCUGGUGCCCACAAGGUGGUCAAAUCUCACCUGAACGUGUCCUCAGUCAGUGACGAUGAUGCAUACAGAGCUGGACUUCAGCCGGUAAGCAAGUGGAGAGCCUACGGUCUCCAAGGCUAUCCUGGAUUUAUUUUUAUCCCAAACCCCUUCCUCCCAGGUUACCAGUGGCACUGGGUGAAGCAGUGCCUUAAGUUAUAUUCUCAGAAACCUAAUGUAUGUAACCUGGACAAACAUAUGACUAAAGAAGAGACCCAAGAUUUGUGGGAACAGAGCAAAGAGUUUCUAAGAUAUAAAGAAGUGAAUAAACGGAGACCCCGAAGUUUACUAGAGAAACUGCGCUGGGUGACCCUAGGCUACCAUUAUAACUGGGACAAUAAGAAAUACUCAGCAGAUCAUUAUACACCUUUCCCUUCUGACCUGGCUUUCCUCUCAGAGCAAGUAGCCGCUGCCUGUGGAUUUCAGGGUUUCCGAGCUGAAGCAGGUAUCCUGAAUUACUACCGAUUAGACUCCACACUAGGAAUCCAUGUAGACAAAUCUGAACUAGAUCACUCCAAACCCCUGCUUUCGUUCAGCUUCGGACAGUCUGCCAUCUUUCUCCUGGGUGGCCUCAAAAGAGAUGAAGCCCCCACCCCCAUGUUUAUGCACAGUGGUGACAUCAUGGUAAUGUCAGGUUUCAGCCGCCUGUUGAACCAUGCAGUCCCGAGGGUCCUUCCCAGUCCAGAAGGGGAAAGCUUGCCUUGCUGCCUAGAGACGCCUCUCCCAGCUGACCUCCCCAGAGACUCAGUGGUGGAGCCCUGUUCUGUGGAGGACUGGCAGGUGUGCGCCAGCUACUUGAAAACUGCUCGUGUUAACAUGACUGUCCGGCAGGUGCUGGCCAUAGGUCAGGACUUCCCUUUGGAACCCAUGGAGGAGAAUAAAAGAGACAUCAUCACAGAGGGUUCCUGCCAUCUGGAUGAUGAGAAUAGCCAAGUAAAACGAGCUAGGUUAAACCCUGACUGCUGAGACUUGAAGAGCCCGAUUCUUUUACUCAGGCAGAUCUUACAGUAAAUGACCAUGCUGUUUUGUAUUGCCGCAGACUUCAGCACAAAGACAGGCCAAAAGCAGAGACAGGGAAGAACUCAUCAUUGAUCACACUGUUGCCUUGGAACCCAUCCUGAAGAGAAAACUGAUAAACCACUUUGGUCAGAGAAGUGCCUGACGUGAUCCAGUCCUGGUUAGGUUUUGGCACUAACGUAUGUGCGAAGUCCAAGGAGGUAUGAGCUCCCACAACAGCCUUCUCAGCCUCGCCAUUAUCUCUGAGUGAGGUAGAUGUGAGUUUCCAUGUCUGUGGAAUCUUUGAAUACCUCAGGUUUUAUUGAUGGGAACCAUAAUUCCCUUUCCACCACCCCAUCUAAGUGAUUUGUGGUAAAAUUGUGGUUCCAUGAACCAACCAUUAGUUUUACCUUCUUAAUUCUUCCAAUCAACACCAAAUUCUUUGAUCUUCUCUGGUCUUCACAGAAAAAUCCUAUACACUUAAGACAGUGGAACUGGAAAUCACAUCUAGAAAAGACAAUCGCAGCUAUCUCUCUUGCCUAAAAGGUAAAUAUAUAUAAACCCAAGGAAAGAGGGACAGUAGUUUCUCCAGAUGUCUUUCAGGUCUGUAAACUCUUCCCGUUGGCUUUUAAAUGCAAUUUUAAUUGUUGGACUGAAAAAGUCCUAAGGGUAUUCUGUAACUGUUUUCCCCAUGAAUAAACUUACUCAGUUUUAAAGAUCUGUGUCUAUGUUUGAGGGUAAGUGUAUCUGGGAUUCGUUUUUUUCCUAUUUUCACUUGCUGUAUUGUUCAUGCUAUUGAAGCCUUCUAGCUGUUUCUGCCCUAAGUAUUCUUUGUGGCUGUCUCACAGGAGAGAAUAUUCCUUGAUACUCCAGUCACUGCUGUUUUUUAUAUUGUAGACAGUAUGGAAAAUGCUCGAAGCACUGAGUUUAAUCUGUGUACCUCCACCAGCUCACCUCGGUAUACCCUGA